AUAAUUAUUCCACCAAAAUUACAUUAAAUCAGUGUCCUUUUUCUUUAACGACAAAUAAUAAUUGCAAUAAUUGCCUGUUAUUAUUAAAUUCUUCACUGAGACAACUCCAUUUCUGCGCACUCGCUCCAUUUUCACUUUCUCUCUCUUCAUCUUCCCCUUUCUCUCUCUAAGCGAUCUCUUUUGGCAAUCCGAAUUACACACACGGGGCACGCACCUUUGAAUCAUUGCAGCGUAGUUUCUAAGCAUUUUGGGCGUUAGGGAUUUGUUGGAGACCGAACGCCCAAAUAUUCGAUUGAUUCUGCGGAAUAAGUGAGCUGUUGCUUUGCUCGUGGGAUGUGAGAAGCUGAGAAGUUGAGGCGAGGUUUUUUUGAAAAAAUAUGCCUUCAUGGUGGGGAAAGUCAUCAUCGAAAGAAGCAAAAAAGAAGACAACCAAAGAAAGUUUAUUCGGCACAUUUCAUAAGAAGAUUAAGAGUCCUGAAAGUAAAUCUGUCAGUAGAUCAGGAGGGUCUAAGAGACGUCCAAGUGACACAGUUUCGGAGAGAGGGUCUUUGUCACGAGUUCAAUCAAGGUCUCCAUCACCUUCCAAACAUGUCGGGCGUUGUCAAAGUUUUGCAGAAAGGUCCCAAGCACAACCACUUCCAGUGCCAGUCUUGCGACCUGCUAAUAAUGUCAGUCGUACAGAUUCUGGAAUAAGUGAAUUGGCAAAACCGAAAGUGCAAAGGGUCUCCAAACCAUCGUUGUUUCUGCCUCUUCCAAGGCCUGCAUGCAUCCGUCAAAGACUGGAUCCUGCUGACUUGGACGUAGACUUGGCUGUUGCUUCAAUUUCUAGUGAAUGUUCCAUUGAGAGCGAUGAUCCAGCUGAUUCACGUCAGCGUAGCCCAUUGGCAAAUGACUAUGAUAUUGGCUGUAGGACAGCUGCCGGCAGCCCCUCAAACAUUUCUUUUAGAGAGCAGGCCCCUGUUGUACCAUUAAUCUCAAGGGAGUCGCCUGUUCAAGUGAACCUCUCCUCCAGUAAAAAUAUCUCCCCUUCACCACCUAGAAGACGACUUUUGAAUGGUCAAAUGGCGAGUUUACAAGUUCCACAUUAUGGUGCCUUUUGUAGUGCUCCAGAUAGCUCUAUGUCUAGUCCUUCCAGAAGUCCAAUGAGAGCCUCCGGUUAUGAGCAAGUUUCUACUACUGCUUUUACUGCUGGAAAGAUUUAUCCGGACUUUCCGUUUCUUGGAUCUGGUCAAUGCUCCAGUCCAGGCUCAGGUCAGACUUCUGGGCAUAAUUCAAUGGGAGGAGAUAUGUCUGGGCAGUUAUUUUGGCAACCCAGUAGAGGAAGCCCAGAAUAUUCGCCAAAUCCUAGUCCUAGAAUGACGAGUCCUGGCCCGAGUUCCAGAAUUCAUAGUGGUGCAGUAACACCACUUCAUCCUAGAGCUGCAGGGGGGCAUUCUGAAUCACAGAGUAACUGGCCUGAUGAUGCAAAACAACAAAGUCAUCGUCUGCCUCUUCCUCCCUUAACAAUUUCCAAUUCCUCGCCCUUCUCUCAUCAAAAUUCGGCUGUGACAUCACCUUCAGUGCCACGUAGCCCUGGAAGAGCGGAGAAUCUUUCAAGCCCUGGCUCACGUUGGAAAAAAGGGAAGUUGCUCGGCCGAGGCACAUUUGGACAUGUCUAUGUUGGCUUUAAUAGUGAAACCGGUGAAAUGUGUGCCAUGAAGGAGGUUACGUUAUUUGCUGAUGAUGCAAAGUCAAAGGAAAGUGCAAAGCAGUUGGGACAAGAAAUCGUGCUGUUGAGUCGCUUGAGGCAUCCUAAUAUUGUGCAGUACUAUGGAUCUGAAUCGGUGGGUGAUAAAUUAUAUAUUUAUUUGGAAUAUGUAUCGGGUGGUUCAAUCCAUAAGAUUUUACAAGAAUAUGGAAAGCUAGGAGAAUCAGCUAUCCGCAGUUACACUCAACAAAUUCUGUCCGGGCUUGCAUUUUUACAUGCUAAAAAUACUGUCCACAGGGAUAUUAAAGGGGCCAAUAUACUCGUGGACCCAAAUGGCCGUGUUAAGUUGGCAGACUUUGGGAUGGCAAAGCAUAUUGCAGGUCAGUCUUGUCCGUUAUCGUUUAAGGGUAGUCCAUACUGGAUGGCACCUGAGGUUAUAAGGAAUUCAAAUGGAUGUAGUCUAGCUGUUGAUGUAUGGAGUCUUGGAUGCACCGUCUUAGAAAUGGCUACAUCAAAACCACCUUGGAGCCAGUAUGAAGGGGUUGCCGCUAUGUUCAAGAUUGGAAACAGUAAAGAACUUCCAACAAUUCCGGAGCACCUCUCAGAUGAAGGAAAAGAAUUUGUUAGGCUAUGUUUGCAGCGGAAUCCUCUACAUCGUCCCACAGCUGCUCAACUUUUGGAACACCCUUUUGUGAAAAGUGCUGCACCUUUGGAGAAACAGAUGCUCAGUUCUACAUCCUCCGAUCAUCCUGCAGUGACAAAUGCUGUGAAAUCUGUGGGCAUCGGUACCAGAAUUCUUCAGCAACCGGAUGCAGAGAGACUCGCUAUCCACUCAUCUAGAAUAUCAAAAUCUAAUUUUCAUUCCAGUGACAUGUAUAUCUCAAGAAACAUAUCGUGUCCGGUCUCUCCAAUCGGAAGUCCUCUCCUACAUCCAAGAUCUCCUCAACACCUAAGCGGCAGAAUGUCACCUUCACCUAUAUCAAGCCCCCGCACAACCUCCGGCUCAUCCACACCUCUCUCUGGCGGCAUAGGCACGAUUCCAUUUCACAAUCAGCCCACUCUAUCAUCACAAGAGGGUUUUGUUAGCCUACAGGUGCGCCCACCGAGCCCCUCUUACUGGGACCCCGACAUCCUCCGAUCCCACGCUUUUCGAGAACUGACAUCCUACGAUAAUGAUGCUCUCGGAAAGCAGUUUGUGAGAGCCGCUGCUGCUGGUACAGGGGAGCUUUACGACGGGCAGUCGGUUUUGGCCGAUCGUGUGUCUCAGCAGCUUAUGAUGGACCCCGUUAAGUUGAACCAGUCUCUUGAUUUAUCCCCUUCGUCUGCAUUGGCCUACCGCCGCAUGACCGGGGUAUAAACUGUGUUCUUCGUCGCGGAGGAUUUUUUUCAUUCCACACCGUGCUAACAUCACCCGUCGUUUUAUUAGUUGGUGAUGCCUAAAUCGAGCAGGAGUUUGAAUAUUUUGACAAUACUCUCACCCGAACGGCCUAUUACACCUCGUACGAAAAGUGAACGAUUGGUCGGGAAAGAUGACAACAUCUUUAAAUAAGAUGAGGUUAAUUGGUCUGCGGAUUGUAGCUAAUUGUAUAGCCAUCACGAAAUCUUUUGGUCUGAGAAAAAAAAAUGUACUUUGGCCUAUUUGCAGAGAAGGAAGAAAAAAAAAGGUAACCCUGGAUAUAUAAUGUGUUGUUACUACUCUAUUUAUGCUAUAUACGAUAUGCAAAUGCUGUACAGGAAACCGACGAAAUUAAUCGAGAUUUUUACUUUCGAAGUUCACAAAUCAUAAACCUCUGUAUCUAUCUCUCUUCUUUUUCAAGAUUUCGAGUUUUUUCAGAACUGUGCUGUGCUGCAUAUGAAAAAAAAAACGCUGAGCUGGCUUUAUAUUUGACGGUCAUAUAUUAAAUCGAUAAUAACAAAAUUCA
Erythranthe guttata (spotted monkey flower) is the source of this 3609-nucleotide messenger RNA. Its product is annotated as mitogen-activated protein kinase kinase kinase YODA. NCBI's taxonomy places the organism in Eukaryota, Viridiplantae, Streptophyta, Magnoliopsida, Lamiales, Phrymaceae. Gene Ontology annotation, biological process: protein phosphorylation; MAPK cascade. Gene Ontology annotation, molecular function: ATP binding; MAP kinase kinase kinase activity. Gene Ontology annotation, cellular component: cytoplasm. The record is from RefSeq and is a predicted model, not a curated record.